Messenger RNA from Mesocestoides corti, 417 nucleotides. Lineage: Eukaryota; Metazoa; Platyhelminthes; Cestoda; Cyclophyllidea; Mesocestoididae. The record is from the annotation of a GenBank genome assembly.
AUGAUUUUAACGUUUCGGGACUUAAAAGAUCUCAUUGAGCGCAAUGCUCAGUGGAACGAGAAUGCUGGUGAGUGGCACUUGCGCUGCGUCGCGUACGCUGGUAAUAACAUUCACAGGCCACCGGAGGACGAGGGCAGCGUUUUGAUAGCGGAUGACUAUUUGCCCAAUGUCUACAUUAGCUACAAGAGUGAAGGAUUGGUAAAGCACAAAAAAAGGGAGCCCAAGGGGAGGAAAAAGUCGGAUGAUAUGUUAAUCAGAGACUGGCUAGUUGGUGUCUCCCCUCUGAUAACAAGCGUGUGUGGUCGCGGUGGCGGCGGCGGCGGCCGGCGUCUGGCUGGCUCGCAUCGCCUCGUCUUUGCCAAGUGUCUGAUUAACCCUGCGUCAGAAUCUAACACUCCUCUUAAAUGCUUCUCUUAA